Molecule: messenger RNA, 696 nt
Organism: Rotaria sp. Silwood1
Lineage: Eukaryota; Metazoa; Rotifera; Eurotatoria; Philodinida; Philodinidae
Source: the annotation of a GenBank genome assembly
AUGUUCUAUAAAACUCCAUAUCCAUCUCUGGUUUCAUUUCUUCUUUUAAUGAUUGGAUGUGUUUUGUUUUUAAUGUCAACUAUCUAUACAUUAUAUAAAGUUCAACAUAGUGAAAAAUGGUGUUGUAAUCAAUGUUUACAACUUACCCGACUUGUUGUUGGUUGUGGUGUUAUAAUAACAUUUCUUUUUGGUUUAUGUUCGGUUUUUUUAGCAAGUGUAAUUACUGGAAAAUCGAGUCAAAAACAUUUUUGGGGUUAUAAAAAAAAUAUAUGUGCAAGAAUAUUAAAUGGUUUUUUUUUACUUAUAACAUUUUUUUUAACAAUUUCAUGGUUUUGUAUUACUUGUCUUACAUUUAUUCCACUCUAUGGUUUUCUUUAUAUAUACUUUGUUGUAUGUAAUAAUCGUUAUGGUACAGCUGGAGGUAGUUUUGUAAACAUUCUUAAUGAAAUUAAUCAACAUGCACAUCGAUUAGAUGAAAAACCAGCACAAUUUAAGCUUUCUGAUAUUUGUCAACCAUCUUAUCGUGAUUACUUCAGUUUAAGUAUUGUCACAACAGCUUCAUCAAUAUUGAUUAUCUUAAGUUUGAUACUCUUAAUGAUCGCUCAAGGGGCCAAUCAUGCUCAUAUUCAUAACGAUAGAAAUCGUUAUGAAUUAGCACAAAAUAGUGAUCAAGAUAUUGAAGAUACCAAAAUGUGA